AUGGUUGUCCAGACCAGGAGAAGAAAAGCCCUGCAAGAGGCAGAGGAGCCAACAAAGUCAAGUCCCGCGCGCAAGAUGCCGGUGAGGGAGAAGGAGGAUGAUGCGGAUGUGCCAGCAAAGGCAACGCCAGCAAAGCGAACACCAGCAAAGAAGACCACGCCGGCCAAGGAGACACCAGCCAAGGAGACUCCGGUCAAGGGCACUCUCAUGGUUUUUGACGAUGAAGAUGAAUCCGAAUUUCAAACUCCUGUUGGCAAAGAAGACGAAUCUGAAUAUAAAACUCCUACAGAGUCAAAUAGCGCUCCCAAACCAGCAGAGGUGGAAGACGAGGAAGAGGAUAGCGACGAUGAGGCACCCGAGGCUGUGUCUACCGCCAAGGCUGCCGAGGACAUCAAGAAAUCUGCUCAAGCCGCUCAGAAGGCCGCUCAGGAGCAAGCGGCCUCACUAAAGCGCAAGCGUCAGCAGCGCGAUGAGCUCCUCAAGAAACAAGCCGAGGAGCGAAAGAAGGCCGAAGAAGCCAAGCCGCAAAACGACCAGCCCGAAGCCAGGCAAACUAAAUCUGACGCCAGAGCAAGGAAGCGCACAGAAAAGUCCCAGAUCCCAACUGUUCUACCCGCGGAAUUCCUGACAGACUCUUCAAGCGAGGAUGAAGUCGACGACGCCGCCGAGGCCGCAGCAGGGCCCAAGAGGCGAAAGGUGGCGGGUGUCGAGAAGAAACUGACGCGCUUGGAUGCCGGGCCCAAGGACGAAGUGGUCAAGUCGACGGUGUACCGGGUGGCCAAGAAGACGGACGAGAGGAUGGCGCCGAAGCUGAAGAAGCAUACGAAGAGUUCCAAGGAGCUGCUCUUGAAGCGGAACAGGCCUGCGGCUGCGAAAUCCGGAACUGGAUUCUUUAAGAGGAAAUGA
Molecule: messenger RNA, 906 nt
Organism: Trichoderma breve
Lineage: Eukaryota; Fungi; Ascomycota; Sordariomycetes; Hypocreales; Hypocreaceae
Product: u3 snoRNA associated domain-containing protein
Exons: 2
Coding region: 1-906 (301 amino acids)
Biological process (GO): rRNA processing
Molecular function (GO): snoRNA binding
Source: RefSeq, a predicted model, not a curated record